AGGCGUUGAGGUGAGACUGAGACCAGAAGAGACAACAACCCAUGCCGUCACUUUGACCUCCAUUCUGGAAUUGUCAAAAGAUACUGAAGCAGCGGGUGAGGCUUUCGUCUGGGGUGGCUUCGCCAUUUCCAAAUUCCAAGUGCUCUACCCUUUCUAUAGUCGCAGGAUCUUGAAGUGUCGACUGAAAUCCCGGGUAAGUGAGUAGUGGGAACACAUAUAUAUAGUCACUUACGCCCACAGAAGCUUGCUCCAUCCUCCGACGGCUAGUUGUCUCUGGCCGUGGUAUUCUGCUUGGAACUUCAAGCCAGGGUUUGUCAGUGAUGGAGGCAAAGGUAUUUAUGAUUGCUUGCCCAACCAUUCCAUCUCCAGCUUCAGUCCUCACAAGGACACAGUUAGCUCCUAAUCCCAAUCCUAGAGCAUUCAGAACGAAAUUUCAACAUCGAUCAGUGACGAGGAGAAACAAGAACAUGGAGGAGCAAGAUUUGUAUGGGCUUCCCAAAGAGUAUUACGACGAUGAAUGGCAAGCCCAACAAAGGGAAAAAACUAAGGAAUUGCAUCGGAGACGUCAAAAAGAGGAUGAAGAAGAGGAGAGAAAGGUUGAAGAAUACCGUGAAAUCGGUACAAGAUUAAUGGAAUAUCCUGAGGAAGAAGUCCGAAAAGCAAGGAUAUUGGUUGCAAGCUUCAUUAGAGCUGCUGAGGAAGUUGAAGAGAAAAUAGAGGAAGCUGCAGAAAAAGGUGAACUCACAGAACUUGUUCUAAAGGUCAUAUGGAACCGCCUGGAUCUAGCUCGACGUGAUGAAGAAAGGGAUGCCGUUAGAAGUCUAGACCUUUUGUACAGAAGGGUUGAGACAGAGAUUUUGAAACGGGAGGCUACUCCUGCGAUGACACUGCUUAAUGAUCUUUUGAAUCUGCAUGAUGGAUUUGAUGAUGAUGGAUGGAUGAAGCAGUGUAGAAAGCGCAUGCUUGAUACCUUUCCACAAGAGGAUCCAUUCAGUAUACUUGUUCCUGUGGGUUUUGACAUUGAUAGGCAUCAUGGCCAACUGCGACUGCCACCAGAGCCCGACAACGUGUUAUUGAGGGUGGACUUUGUCAGAGAGGUUGAUGCAUUGCUACAAGAGGUUCGAUCCGAACCAAGUUUAGAGCAGACAACACAAGGGCUUGAUCCAGAUUCUGUUGCAGGUAGGUUGAAGCAACAGGAGAGGCAAAGAACCAUACGCCAAGUAGAAGCCUUGUUAGACCUUGCAGUGACUUUGAAGUGGUAGUACUGCUUAAUUUGACUUCUGCCUGUUUCCUGGCAUAACUCAUAAAGCCAAGGAAAGUCCUAGAAGAUCAUGGCUUAGGAUUUGCUGGGGAAAAUUGUCUCAAGAUUGGAUAUCCAUUGACUAACACUGGUCGGGAUUUUCUGUUGUAGAAACUGAUAAUUGUGAACAAGAGCUGCUAUUACAGUAUUGGCUAGCUGAAACAUUUUCUGUAUCAUAGAUAGGGGAAAAGAUGUAUGCGCAUAUCUCUCUCCUCCAACUCCCCUUCCAAUCAUUCUCUUUCCUCAAUCUCUCUUGCCCCUUACUUGAACCGUAUCCCAAUUCCCAACCCCUUGGUUGGGCGUGUAGAUGCUAUUACAUGUGAGCAGUGUGCAGAUCCUCCACCACAUAGAUAAAUGUUGUUGGUCAUUAUUAUUAUACUUUUUUUUUUGGGGUGGGUGGGGGACAUGGUCUAAAUUAGUUUCAUGUCACAUUAGUCUCAUUUAAUCAAAUAUCUGCUUUUGUAUUUGCACACAUUCCAUGUUCUAUGCAUAUGUAUCAAUAAUAUUACUGAGUUUAAACGAAA
Molecule: messenger RNA, 1824 nt
Organism: Macadamia integrifolia
Lineage: Eukaryota; Viridiplantae; Streptophyta; Magnoliopsida; Proteales; Proteaceae
Product: protein PALE CRESS, chloroplastic
Exons: 8
Coding region: 321-1262 (313 amino acids)
Biological process (GO): cellular response to light stimulus; chloroplast organization; chloroplast mRNA processing
Cellular component (GO): chloroplast; proplastid; chromoplast
Source: RefSeq, a predicted model, not a curated record